AUGUUGAGCUGGGUGGCCAAAGUUGGUCCCCAGCUUCCUGAGCCGCCACCUAAAACAGUCGAAGGACAAAAGGAGGAGAAACUAGCGACAACUGUGAGUAACAUCUGCUUUUUAAUCUUCAUCACUGACUCCAAUACAGCUUAUUAACAUGUAAACACUUGAUUUAUCUUUGAAAGUGUGCAGAGUUCGUAUGUUUGUCCUACUGAAAUACUAGUUUGUCUGUAAUCUCUGAUAUUAUUGUGUUCUUGACAGAAAAAAGUGACUUUUGAAGAUGAGCGCAGACCUGAAAGUAAGAUCCCUCCCACAGUGAACUUUGUUUUAUUGCUUUAACUGUUUUUGACGGUAAAUUCAAACUUUUUCUUUUUUUAUCUGCAGCUCCAACAGCAGCUGAAAAAUCCAAACAAGAAGUCCAGCCUGCAGAAGAAAGCAGGUGAGUUUUACGGACGAAGAUAAAAGUCCAAAAAGGCUCAGACACUCAGAUCCUAAAUUGAGAGAGAGAAGCAGAGAUUGUACUGGGCUGUAUCCUAACCGAGUGUUAUUGUUUCUGUUCAUAUCAGUGAAUUCUUUCAGGUGUUAUAACGAUGGUCUUAUCAGGAAAUGAUUGAAAAUAGGUGCUUUAAUUAACACACAGAUAUGUGGUUUUGAAUCAAAAGGUUGAAAAUCUGUGUUUUCUGUCCACAGCCCGGCGACUAACCCUCAGCCCAGUGUGUUAGGAUGGAUAAGCUACGCUAUUCCUCAACCUGCAGUCUCCCCAAAGUUAAAGAGAGCCGACUCAACCAUCCAAGUAAGGAUCAGACUUUAAAACAGGAACUCAUGUAGGGUUCAGUUCACCGGUAAACCCUGACGGUGUGUCCUCUCUGUCUCCUCAUUCAUGUCUCUCUCCGUCGCAUCCAUUCGCAGGAAGAAACUACAACAAGCAGGUAAACAAAGUGCAUGUUUGUCUGGAUUGUGAAUGUGUGAGGCAAAUAAGAAAGACUUGAUGUUGUUGAUGAUGCAGAGAAACUAACCUUGAAAGACUAGCAGCAGAAAGCUCCCCGCCGUAUGAGUUUGGUUGUGUUUAGGGUUUCUGCCUGUUGAUUGAAGAGCAGGGUGGCUCACAACGCUGCUAAGAUAUGUGGAGGAUAUUCAGUUUGGAUGUGUUCAAAGGUUUUAAUAUCACACUUUGCUGAAUCAAAGAGUUGUAUCUCCUUCAUCAAUGAUUCUACGAGUGUUAAUUACUGUUAUUUUACUAACAUUUGUAGUAAGAUUUAAAAUUAGAGGCUGGUUAAGCUGCUCUGACUCUUUAGCUCAAUCAUUGUACACUUGGCCCCUCUUGGUUUUGGCAUCUUGCUACUCUAAAGCUGCAGAUAAAAAGUUCCCUCUAAACAGAGUCCUGGAAAAUUUAAAGUUUUAUUGUACCUGUCGCUCAGAAUUUGAAAGAAAGUGGGAGGUUUACAAUUCAUACAAUUUUUAAAAAGUUCCUAUGGUCUGAAAAAGUUCCCAUUCUUUAAAAAAGUUCUUAUGAUUUGGAAAAAGUUCCUAGAGUUUAAAAAAGUUCCCAUUGUUUCAAAAAUUUCUUUUGGUUUGAUAAAGUUCCUGAAGUUUGAAAAAGUUCCUAUGGUUUAAAAAAGUUCUUUUGAUUUGGAAAAAGGUCCUAGAGUUGAAAAAAAGUUCCUAUAGUUUAAAAAGGUUCCUAUAGUUUGAAAAAGUUCCUAUGGUUUAAAAAAGUUCUUAUGAUUUGGAAAAAAUUCCCAGUGUUUAAAAAAGUUCCUAAAGUUAAAAAAAGUUCCUGAAGUUAAAAAAACGUCCUAUGGUUUAAAAAAGUUCUUAUGAUUUGGAAAAAGGUCUUAGAGUUGAAAAAAAGUUCCUUUAGUUUGAAAAAGUUCCUUUGAUUUGGAAAAAGGUCCUAGAGUUUAAAAAAGCUCCUAUGGUUUAAAAAUUUCCUAGAGUUUGAUAAAGUUCCUAUAAUUUGAAAAAGUUUGUCGUGGAUCUUUAUCAUGUAAAAUCUAAUGGAAUCUUAAACUCAUUGUUCACUGUGUUUGUUCACUGUAAAUUUUAUAUAGAUCACCAGUUUAGAGAGUGGUAACUCUGUUUUUGUUUGGUAUGCAGUGUAAGUGUUAUUACAGCUCUGUAACACACUGUAAGAGCUGAACUGUUUAAUCAGUUAUAACUGUCAUGAGUGGGUUUACCACAGGACAGGCUCCCCCUUUGUCUCUCCUGUUCCUCUUACAUCGUUGUUGUUGUUGUUGUUUGUUUGUGGAAAAGAAAGCCGACUCACUCUCUCAGCGUACAUCAAAUCUACCUACAGGUACAAAUAUAGUGACCUAGCCUAUAAAGGGAGCCGCUUGAACCAACUGACAUGUAGUAAGCCAAUAACUGAGCUGCCUUAUGAACGAGUGAAUGCUCAGGGAGCCGUCUGAGCUGAACGACAAAGAAUACAAACUGCGGUGGUUAUUUUUGUCAGAGUGUGAGCUGCUUGAUGAAAAUACAAACCUAACUACAAACUUCACAUUUCACCGUCUCUCUGUGACUCAGGAAUAUUUCCCUCUCCUCGUUUUAGUGCGGCAGGAUGUGUUGGUCACACAUUCGUCUGUCCCUGAACACAUGAUCCUCAUUAUAUCUGUCCAAAGGAAGACUUAGAGAUCCUUAAAGCUUCUGCAGUUGUUUUUCUCUUCCUCUACCAUACGGCAGCUCACAGUUUGCUUCGCUCUGUGGUCUUUCAGUCUGUUUUCUGUUUCCCUCCUCAGGAAAGGGAUGAUCGCCUGGAUCGCUCAGGGUUUGGAGAAGGUCGUUCCUCAUCCUGAACUGAAGAGCAAAGAGCCGCCGCCACCGGCCGAGCAGCCGACUGAGGUAAAACAGCAGAGCUCAAAAAAGUCAAGGAAAGAAAAAACAAGAAAACUGUGAAAAGUUUUAAUUUAUCUAAAGUUUUUGAUCUGACAAGUUUUGUAUCGUGGGAAAUCACUUGAGGAACAUUUGCUAACUAAUGGUUAAUAACAUGACUCUUUCGAUAUGAUGGAGUUUCACCUUAAAGUGUUUUUUUUUUAAUCUGCUGCUGCCUGUCCUGUGACCCCUUCUUCUGAUUCUCCUCAGGUGUGUCCCACAGCACCUGCACCAGGUAAGAGCCCCUCUGAACAAUCCUUCAGACACACCAGAGAAAUUUCAGACCUCAAACAUUUGACAGAGAUUCGGUUUCUCCCAUCUGCAGAACCUGAAGCUGCUGUGAAGGAACCAGAACCAGAAGAAAAGGCUGAAGUCAAACAUUACCCACCCAGGUAUGUGUGAGUGUGUGACUUUUUUUUAACACCUGAAUCCUCCAAAUCAGAGAUCUAUGUGUUUGUUUUUGAGAACAGAGAAGUUAAUCCCAGCUGUUUCAUUAAGGUGUGCUAAUUAUUAACACUUUUAAACGUUUAUUAGCAUCUGUCUAAAGCGGAGUAAGUUGGCUCACUGUGAAUUAAUGCUCAUUACAAGGAUCUGAAUAUAAACUUGAGUUAACCUCUGCGGACAAUUCACAGUAAACACUGAGCCGAGACUCAAACAAACAGGUCAUGAUACUUCAAAGAUCCAUCUGGGAACUGAGAGGACCGGCGCUUGUUGAGCCCAAUGACCUGUGAAAAAAAAGUCUGAUGUAGAGCUGCACGAUUAAUCGAUUUUAAAUCAUAAUCGUAUUAUUUGAGUAUGACGAUGAUAAAAAAAUUAAAAUCCUCAAAUUGAUUUUCCUCUCUAUUAUGUCUCGCACCUCCAGGCCACUGUAGGCUCCCCCUUCCUGUGGGAGCGCUCCCCAGUUCCCACACACACCAGUGUGAACAAACAUGGCGUUUGCAAAAGAAGGCGAUAACUUCGUGGUUAAAGGACAAGAGCAAGUCACUAGUAAACGCUAAAGUUUUUUGUCGUUUCAUCCACACGGAAACGGAGUUUCAGGUGACUGUAAACCGUACUUUUUGAAAACGGGUCAGAGAGUGAAUAAAUCUGUAAACGACGACCAUUUCAUUUCCGUGUGGAUGUCUAUCUGCAUCUCUGGAAACGAUCAUGUGACACACAGCGUAACUCUUUUAUGGCGCCAAAACAACCUUCAUACGCAUGCUCUGUAUUCUUCUUCUGUCUUUUGUGCAUUUCCUGUGCAGCGUUACAGCGCCGCUUACUGGCUUGGCAUAUGUACUACGUCGUCUUCAGUGGUUUUGUUUUGAGAGAUGAUAGAAAAAUUUUAUUAAAGUGAAGUUUGGUGAAGUUGACACUGAAUAAUCAAAAAUUAAAAAUCCAGUUUUCAGAGAAAAAAUCGGGAUUUUAUUUUGGGCCAAAAUUGUGUAGCCCUAACCUGACCCUUAUGACGUGGAUCGAUGCUGAGGUUGAUCAUCUGAGAGAGAAACAGGAUCCAGACUGUGAUCUUCCAUGUAAAGAGGGAUCACAGACAACUUAAGAGAGAUCAUACUGUAGAUCUGAAGUAAUCCAUGGAUCAUUGUGGACAUAGGAGCAGGAACAGGAGGGGGUGGAUGGUCAAAACUUUCAGUAGGUUUUAAGAUUAGUGUCACCUUCUGUUAACUUUGAUCAGUAUGAAUGGAUUAACCGUCUUCAUCAGUGUCUUCAAUCGAUAGUGAGGGAGGGUAGGAGGACUUUAAAGUAGAUGCUGCACGUGUUAACUGCAUGUGUUAUUGUGAAUCACAGGAUGAUCGACUGGAUAAAACAGGGGAUCGAGAAGGUGGUCCCGCAGCCGGAGUUUCAUGUCCGCUCAAACACAGAUGCCAAAGAGAAGACUGAGACUCCUGCCUCCGUUAAAGGUCCCCUCAGCUCUGUGUUAGCCUCAGAUCAUCACUUCUCUAAGUGUAAAUAUCGUUAACCGUUUCACCACCCUCUGAUUUCUUCAAACAGAAAAGACACAAGAACCGUCUCCAGCUCUAAAACCGGCAGCUGACACCGAAAAGUGAGUCCAGUAAAAAUCUUCAUGAGCUAAAAUAGAAUCUAAAAAACACAUUUAUGAUAACGGGGUAAACUGAGGUCCUCUGUUCAGUCCUCUCUGUCCUUCUUUGUCUCUGCAGGUCUCCUAAAGAAGCAGAGCAGCAGCCAAAGUAAGAAACACCUCGACGAUCAGAUUUACCUGAUCAUUACAAAACUAGUUUUACAAACAGAAGUGCGAGUUAUUAUUACGCUAAUAUAAAGAUUAUUUAACUUCUCCCAACCUAAACUGAGGUUGUUUGUUGUCAGGAUGAUGGACUGGAUCGUCAGCGGUCUCGGCCGCAUAAUUCCUCAGCCCGUACAGAGACAGGUGAGUCCCAAGACUUUUAUCUCUCGCUGUAAUGAAUCCAAUUUAGCGCAGCAAAGCAGCAUUAAACAUCACGCCUUCUCACAAUUUCUCUUUGUCCCGCAGGACACGGUCAGAGACAUGGUGAAGGACACCGCCACAAAGGAAGUGAAGGACACGUCCAAAGACCAGGUGCAAAAUAGUAAGUCUGACUGCCUGCAGCUUACAGCGACACGUGAGCCGGUGUAUCACACUGCUCUGAUAUCCUGUUACUCCACAUAGCAGCUGCCGCAGACACAGAGGCCACAGAAAAACCUAUGAAUACGUUGAGCUGUUUAUUGAUCGGCAGGACUGGUGUCAGUGAUGAGGCAGACUCUAACCGAGCUCCCCUUCUCCUUCUGUUUCAGGGGGGAGAGGCUGCGAGCUCGCUUAAAUAAAAGGAGAAGGAGGAGACGGACAGAGUCGCUCACACUGACACUGACAGCUGCAAAAACUCUUAAAACAACCGAAAGACAGAAACAAUGCAAAUCAGUCCAGACAUGCCUCACAAAGCUGCAGUGCAUUAAGUUUGGCCAAGCCGUGAUGCACUUUAAACAUUUCCUUACAUUUUUUUAGACUCUAUAUUUUCUCUUUAAUAUCUUCACAUGAUUUUCAGAUCAAAAACAGACUCCUGUUUCUCACUCUGGAGUAGCAGUGGGCGAUUUGGCAAACAAAAAAAUCACAGAAAAUUUCGUCAUAUCGUCUGAUCUUAUUAUCUGAUUAUUAUCACGAUUUUUUUGUGUUUUUUUCAACUGUCAGUUUUUAAGCGUCUGUUCUAAAAACUAAAGAAACUAGAGAUUAGUUCAACAUUUUAUUAACAUAUUAAGUAAAUAAAGCAGAUUAGAUAAAAUAAACUUAAAAAAUAAAAAAAAAAUCAUUUUAACUCAACAGUACAACAAAAGUAGAUAAAUAUUAGAAAAUACAGUGAACUAGUUUACUGUCCUGAGUGUUUUUGCAGGUAUGAUAGACCCAAAAUAAACAAAUCGCCCCCCCAGAGAUAAUGAAGACGCCUUAAAAUGUAAACAAUAUGUCAUGUAAACAUAAAUAAUACGAUUGAUUGCCUUAGUCUGGUGGCUCCACCUCUAUUUGUGGCUACCACCGCCACACAACCGACGUUGAAUAACUUUUCUUCUCAAUUAUGGCAUGACUUCAAGUCAUGGCUGACAUCUCCGCGUUUAUCUCCACAUUCGGUCAUACUUCCUGUUUACAUCUCCAGUAACUUACAUAAGUGGAGCGGAAAAAGCUUGACUCUGAUUGGCUGUCGUCAUGCACGUUACCGCCAUGUUUGAUUGAGUAAAUAUGCUCAAAGCUGAUCACUGUGAUCGAACUGAAGUUUAUCACGAUCAUUGAUCACGAUCAUGUAAUCGUCCAGUCGUCCAUCUAAGACGCUUCAUUUUGGCUGCUGUCUCUUUAAGGCCCCUCCCCCUCCACAAGCCUACUCUCUUGCUGAUUGGCCACCUCUGAUUAACUUUCUGGAGACCGCCUUGAGGUUUUGGCCCGUCCCCCUCUUUGUUUUACAGUUACAGUUUACAUCAUUUAUCCAAUAUGGACACCAAACUUUGUAUCUUGACAUUGUUUUAUGUAAAUAUAAAAAAGCAUAAUAAACCCCUUUAACAAAAAUGACAGAAUAAUGAUUUUUUUUUGUAAUUUUAGAUUUCUGUUUACAUAAAUUAAAACAUGUUUACACCAGAAAAGCAUGAAAAAUAAAUGAGAUUCACCAGAUUAUUAGAUCCAUCACAGUUUUAUGUCAUCCUUAAAUCAUGACAAAAACACUCUGGUCAAUAACUCACAAAUAGAUCUUUUCACCGCGGUCAAAACACGGGUUAAUAUUUAUAUUUCUUUGUCUGACUCCAGAUUCACAGACGCUUUUAUGUACAGAUCUCCACAGGUUGACAUUGAUUAUAUUUUUAUUCAAACACUGAUUUUAAUUAAACAGAGGAAGCUAAAAGCAAUGCACACAUCACAACCCAUGGCAGUACUUUGCAUUUUUCUGUGUGUUCAUGAAAAAUAAAGAUUUGUUUAUAAAGAAUUGAACGCUUUAACUUUUCUUUCUGCCUCUUGGAUGAUUCAGAGUGCCUCUUUAAAGGUUUGACAGCCACGUCAAAUAGACCCAAAAUAUUACGGUUUAGGAUUGAAAGUAGAGAAAUGAUGAAAAAUCAAAUGCUAGAACUGAAAAAUGACAAAUGAAUCUUAUUUAAAAAUUAAUAUUAUUGCCCUCCUUGUAUCUGUAAAAGCAGGUUAAAACUGGACCUUAACAGAAACCUGAUCCAGAGAUGCUGCUGACUUCUCUCUGGAUCAGUAAAGAUGGAACGAGCUGUUUUCACAUAAAUCAGAUUUUGACACUUUUUUGAAAUCUUGGACACUGAAACCUGUUUUCUAAAGAGCAGAGAGAUCACACAGCUCAUUAUCUCACCAUGGUGUUAACAUUGUGUUGUUACAAUUUUAUGUACGGCGUUGUUCCUUGUUUGUAUUUUAGCGCCCCCUAGAGUCCCACUGGGACAGUUCAAGGUUGAAGGUGGAUGACUUUUGGUUUUCUGGGGAAAAAGCUGUCAGGUGUAACAGUUCGUAAGAAAGAGUUAGUAAAAGGAUUUAAACGUCGUGUUUACUGAACAAUAGUGAACAUUGGUAGCAGAAGAGGGUUAGAGGAUGGCUGCUGACUAUAACAGUAUAGAAAGGAUUUGUACGGUGGCCCUGAGGUGCAAAACACAACAGCAAAUCAGAAAACACAACAACAUUAACCAUUGUGCUUUCUCUUUUUCUGUUGAGAGCCACGCAUGCCGCCUGCCUCUCCACACUAUCACUUUUACAUAUUUGGCUCAAAAUUGUUGAUUCCAUAUUCGGUAGAUGUUUUAAACACACACGAGCCAGGUGUUUUCUCAGUCCUGGUCUUCCUGUUUUGUGGUGUUCAGUCUGUAUCGUUCAGGAGAGGACUGACUUGGUCCUUGAGGAUGUGGAGCAGCAGGAAGAUGCUCAACAGCAGGAGGAGGAGGAAGAGGAGAGAGGGGAUCGAGAGGUGCAAGGAAAUCUACAGUCGGCAGUGAACGAGGUGAGUCACGAUCAAACAUCCAGAAAAUGUAGAAGAGGUGUAAAACUGCAGUUCUUCAAGUGUCCACUAGAGGCUGCCUGCAAAAUCAAGGAGAUCACAUCAACGCCCAUUUUUAAAUGACGGCCUGAUGGAGAAAAAGGUUUUUUUUCCUUUGUACACCCUCAUUUCAAGUGAAGCCAAACUUUAAGAGACAUCUCUACAGAUCCAGAUGAAUUCAUGUCUCUCUGUUCUUGGUGACUCUAACCACAAACAUGACAGAGCAGAAGUCAUGAGACUGAGCAGCUCCUGUAAUCUUCUGCAGCGAGGGAUGUGUUUGGGAUGUGAAUCUGCUUAAUCCAAUUACUUCUAUCUUUAACCUCUCGACAUCCUCUGAGCGCUCCAACCUGAAAUCUGGUGACCCACUUCAUAUAGAAUUCAGAGCUGAUCGGUUUUAAACGGGCGGUAUUAUCAUCCUCAUACUUUGUGUCCCUCAAAAACAGACGUGUCUCUGUCGUUGUUUGCAGGCGGAGGAUAAAGGGACCGGCGUGGAUCAGUGUGAUCCGGUGAUGGACAUCAAAAGGGAGGAAGAAGAGGAAGUUUCAGCUCAAGAUGAGGAAAGGUCUGACACUUCUCUGUCUGGUUUCUUCAUGUUGCCUUUUUUAUGUCAUCCUGAGUGAGAAAUCUUAACUUGUAGCAGGACUGUAAAUUGGAUUUGAGAUUGUUUUUAUUCGCGUUUGCAUAAAAAAUGUAUUUUCCUGUGAUGAUCCGAGCUCAUCCUUGUUAAACAGAGUGCAGUGCCAGUGCCUGGAGGCGGCCCGUAAAGCAGAGGAGAUGGCCAGAAGAGCGGCAGAGGAGGCGGUGCGGCAGCUGGAGUCGGAGCGCUCCGCCAAGUUCAGCAUCGAAACCCCAACAGACUCCAUGGAGCAGUAAGUCCCCUAAAAACCAGCGCAGACCCGAAUAUUCAGACUUCUGUAUCAGCGCCUCUAAAAACAAACUGUUCAGACUCGCCUGUUAGUAACUGCCGGGUCUGUUCUUGAAAGUCUGUCCAACAUCCUGGAGGAGGAAAACGAGGACGACCCGCAGUAAGUCCAUCUUUGUCCAACCCUGUAGCUCUCUGAGGUUGUACGGCUGGCUUCUGCUGCUGCAGCUUUUAGGAAAAUCAGGAAAUCAGGAGUGUUUCUGGCUGUGUAGUUGGACCGAGCUCUGCUUGCAAUCUUUCGGCUGGACUCUGUUUGAGAUACUUUGAGAGUAUGGGGUUCAGUUUUGACUCUGACAGUCAGAGCAGAAACAUUCUUAUUUACCAGGUAUCAGUAUUCUCUCUUGUUUUUUAUACGAGCUAACGUGCUAAACUGAGAAGGUUGCUGUUAAACCUGCGCACAGUGUCGGGAAACUGAGCUUUUACUUUAAGGUAGCUGUGCUUCAGCCUGUGCAGCUAAAGUUUUAGUUGUAUACCAAACCACAGGAAAAAAAAACAGGUACGUUCAUUUAGACGGGCCUCUAGCUGGCUGUGGGUGGAGAGGUUUUACAUUUAGGCCUCCUUUUCCUCCUCUGUGUCUGCGCUACCAGAAUUUAGCCUCCUAAAGAGCUUUUGGGCUUUAAAAAGUUACGCCUUCUGAGCAGGAACUUUUCGAGGGGUAGAUCUUUAGACCCAGGUUCCUGUACCUUGUCCUUCAGCAAAUACCUGAGGAUCAUGAAGUAUGAUGAGUGGAGGUCUGUAAACGUCAGAUGGUCGGUCUGUUACCCAGAGUAAAAAAAGGACAGACUGUGAGGAGAUAGAUGAAUAUUUAAAGCCCGCGAUGAAUGAGUCCAACAUCUGAGUGAUUCCUCAGAUAUAUUCUGUGUUUCUGUAUAUUAGACAUAAAUAUUUUAAACUAUCAAAUAAACGUUAUUUCAGUUAAUUAACUACAAAGCUGUAAGAUAAGACAUUUAUUCACUUCAUGUACCUGUACCUCACAAACUCAAACCCUUCCUCUCUGCAGCGCUCUACCUCAACACCUCAACACCAUUAACACAUGACUUCUUCUUCUUCUUCUUCUUCUUCUUCUUCUUCUUCUUCUUCUUCUUCUUCUUCAGGAGUCUCGUGGACGCUCCCUCAGCUGAAGACAACGGCGCCCCAUCACCGACAGCUGCAGAGCCGGCGUCAGAAGAGAAAGACCCGGAGAGUCCGGCCCCCCAAACCGUGGCAGAACAUCAAGAGGAAGACGGACCAGAAGAGCCGACCGCCUCCAGGAGUCAGGUGAUCAGACUUUGAUGAACUCUAAUGAGCUUACAGCUCCACCUGCUGGUCGGAGUAGGAAAGAACCUUUUGUUUCAUUAAAGUCCAGGGGUUAAAGGACUUACUGAUGUCGGUAAUCGAACUUCUUCAAACAGUAAAAUUAACGCAGAGAACAGACCGUCUGGAUUUAUGAGCUCAGGAUUAACAGCGUUGAGAUUCAGGAAGUCUGCACACCUGAAGCAUGUCAACCCUUGAAAUAAAAACUGUAGACAAAUAUAACUUUCAAUGUUUUCUGUUUUUUCAUCAGGACAAAGCAGCAGCAGGAGAAGAAGCCAGCUGUGGAGGUGAGAGAUGAGCUUUCAUUACCUGCCCACGGCGCCAAAACUACCGCUGAAUUAUCUGCAGACCGUCAACACUCAUCGUCUUAGAAAUUAAAAACAAAAAGGAAAAAUACAAAAACCAAAUUUAUACACCUGCGUCUCACCUGGUCUUAAAGGCGUAGACUCACACGUUUAAAUGGGUUUCUGACGUUUUUGAGGAUGAAGUGAUUUGAUCUCACGGUCCGAACUUUUCUCUGUUCAGAUCCUCACAGCUGUUCCCCGAUAAAGAGCUUUCUGCUUCGAUUCCCGCACGCCGCUGAGCACCUGGAGAGCUGCAGGAAGCUGCUGCACGAACAUCACCUCCUCCCUCCUAAACUGUCCAUGCCGACCCCGCCGCCGGAGCUUUCCCAGCUGGCCCAGCAGCUAACGCAGCUCUCAAAGCAGGCGCAGCAGUACUGCAUGAGAAUCAUCGGCUCCUUCAUGUCCCGCCCUCCUCAGCAGCCUUAACCCCGCCCUCCUCCGUCAGACCCUCCUCGUAGACCACCUCCUAGUCGCCGGAUCCUCUUGUAGACUGAAUCCUUUCGAAGUGCCUUACAAACCUCGUGGACCCAUAACAAUCCCACAUCCUCCUCAUCAUCCUCCCAUCAUGCUCUGCUGCUCUGCGCUGCCUCGCCAUGAGCCCCCAGCAGGUGAUCCUGUAAGAGGUCGAUGUUUGUGCCGUGAUACAUGAACCCGGGUCGCUGGUAGAGGACGUUAUAUGAGGUCCGACUGCUUCUUUUGCAGGUUUGGCGCUCAGGGUGAAGAAUCUGGAUCAGGGUGCGGGUCCAGAAAAAGGCCUUAACAUCCCCCAAAUUAUCACGACCCCGGAACCGGAGUUCAGCACCCUGACCAUCCGCGACAUCUCGCCGUCAGCACAGAGGUAAGAGGCGGGGUCAGACUGAGGGUUUAUAAAUGUGACCACAUGAUGAUGCCUCCGAACUCACAGAAACGUCUGCAGCCCCGUAGGUGACCUUUCUGCAGACGAGGAGGACGAGGAGCUGAUGAGACUCAGUCGGAAAACCUGGUCCAGUCAGGGAGACCUGCUGUCUGCAGAUGAAGAGUGAGAGGAACCUGAACUUUAACCUCCAUCACCUCCUCCUCCUCCUCCUCCUCCUCAUGAUGUUUACUCUCCUGUUGUGGUCAUUGUCCUGCAGGAUGCGUCCUCAGUCAGCAGCCAGCGUCGGCAGCGUGGUGAUCCAGGACCGCCUGAACCAGCUGGUCCGACUGUUUAAAGGCCGGACUGAACAGCAGAGAGAGAGGCUGGUGGACCCUGACGAGUCCGAAGGAGAAAGUCCUUUAGCUUGUAUGUCAUCCAUGUUUCACUCUGGGGUCUUCAUCAGAUCUCGUUAUUUCACGACAUAAUUACAUCAUCUGUCUGAUCUCUGCAGCCCCCAGCAAAGCUCCGCCUCCACCUCCUCCUCCACCAGGAGAAGAGAAGAAGAAGGACGAUGCAGCUGCAGAAAAAGAGGAGGAGGAGGAGGAAGAGUGGGAGCUCCCCUUUAAACUUCUUGGACAUCCUGUGAAAAUUCCCAGACUGCCCAAACUUCCUGCGCUUCCCGAUUGGCUGAGAGCGAUCUUAGAGUACCGCUUCCCCUCCAGCAUCGACCCCUUUACAGGUGAGCAGCGACUGUGAGGUCGGGCUGUCAGUAAACAUUCGAUUUUCUUAGAGCAGCAGGAUCUCGUUGACCCGGUUUCAUCUCCACAGAUCUGAUCUACGUGAUCUGGCUCUUCUUUGUCGUGGCGGCGUGGAACUGGAACGUGUGGCUGAUCCCCGUCCGCUGGGCCUUCCCGUACCAAACCCCUGAAAACAUCCACCUGUGGCUGCUGAUGGACUACAUCUGCGACUUCAUCUACAUCGCCGACAUCCUCGUCUUUCAGCCCAGACUGCAGUUUGUCCGCGGCGGAGACAUCGUGGUCAGUGGCGUCUCCAGAAAACAAAAGAAAAGAAAACCUGCUUCUGUUCGAGCGCGCACGACUUUUUUAACCACCAUUAACUUUUUUAUUUCAGUGUGACAAACAGGAAAUGAGAGAAAACUACAUGAGCACUGAGAGGUUUAAGGUGAGGUUUCAGUUUUUGGUCUCUUUAGUUUAACGUCAGAGUGCGCAGACUUUUGUGAUCGUCAUUUUCUGAAGGUUGUUUCUGUGUGUUUUCAGAUGGACAUCAUCAGUCUGUUCCCCAUGGAGAUAUUUUAUUUUUUCACCGGCGUCAACUCUCUGCUGAGGUUUCCUCGCCUGCUGAAGGUCAGGAUGUUUCAGCUUCUCAUCUGACGUUUACUUUUUUCAUUGUGUGCUUUAAUUUUGGUGUCAGAAAGGGAAUAAAAACAACAACAAUGAAAAUAUUUCUUAACUGAUCAUGAAACAAAUGUUCUUGUUGUUUUGUUAACACUCUAACGUCUGUUUUCUCUCCGUGUGUCCGUCAGUAUGUGGCUUUCUUUGAGUUCAACGACAGGAUAGAGGCUGUGAUGAAGAAAGCUUAUAUCUACAGGUAAGAAAGAAAGUCUCUACACUGGAGUUUUAUCGCUGCAUCCUGGUGGUUUUAUUUACUAUUUUUAAAAGAUUUCAGCGGAUUAGUGAUUAUACAAAACGCAGGAAAGGUUUUCAUUGAGAAGAUAAAACUCAACCUCAGUAGAAAUCUGGGUUUCUGUGAGUCCUUCAACGACAUCAGAACAGUCAGGUCUCAUUUCUAUGAAAGAGGGUAAAGGAAACACGAAGAGAAGAAAAUAAUUACAGAAAGAAAAUUAAAGUCAAAAUUUCGCACUAAAAAAAUUGAAAUAAUGUCAAUAAAGUCGAAAUUUUGAGAUGGCAAAAUGUCAUGAUUAAUUAAGAGAUUUUGACUCUGAGAUAAAAAAAUUUAAAUUUCGAGACUAAAGUCGACUGUUAAAAAAAAGAGCAGUGUGACAUUUUUGUAUUUUGAUUUUUGUAAAAGAAAAGAGGUUUCUGAUUGUUUGUGUUGUUUUGUGUUUCAGGGUGAUCCGAACCUCCACCUACCUGCUCUACUCUCUGCACAUCAACGCCUGUCUCUUCUACUGGGGCUCCGACUACGAGGGACUGGGAUCCACCAAAUGGGUCUACAACGGAGAGGGCAACGCGUGAGAACCCGCCGCCUCUCUCUCUCUCUCAUUAACGUGGUUUCCAUAGAAACUCCUUCAAAGUUUGUGAGAAAACUCGUUUUUUUCUGCCUCACAGUUACAUCCGCUGUUACUACUUCGCUGUGAAGACUCUGAUCACCAUCGGAGGACUGCCGGACCCCACCACCGUCUUUGAGAUCUGCUUCCAGCUCAUCAACUACUUUGUUGGCGUCUUUGCUUUCUCCAUCAUGAUUGGUCAGGUCAGAUAUCCGCCAUGUUUGCUGAGAGGUAGUGGACUAAGAUGAACAACAAACGGACUGUAAUCAGUUCUGGUUUCUGUUUUCAGAUGAGAGACGUGGUCGGAGCAGCGACAGCCGGGGAGAACUACUACCGAGCCUGCAUGGACAGCACCGUCAAGUACAUGAACUCCUACAACAUCCCCAAUGAGGUCCAGAACCGCAUCAAGACCUGGUACGACUACACCUGGAAGAGCCAGGGCAUGCUGGGUAAGCAAAAUGAGGAAAAAACAGAGCUGAAUAUGAACUCUGAGAGGGAUGUAGGGCUGGGCGAUAGGCUGAAAACUUACAGAUUCAGAAAUUUAUGAACAAUAACAAGUCGUUUUGCCCAUAUUGGUAUAUUUAGUGUCAAAAAAUAAAUCAAAGUUGUUUUUGGAUGUGUGUAGGUAGGCUAUGGUCUCAUGUCCCUUUAAGACUCUGUCCUACGUCAGAGACGUGACUCCACCCCAUCCAGUCAGUAACAAAGAGGGACAGACAGGUGAGGAGAUGGAGGACGGUUCAAAAGUUGUAGCGGCUGAAGUAGACGAAGUUAAUGUGGGAGGGGGUGAGCAGCUUGUGGAGUAGUUAUCUAUUUAUCGUUAUCGAGGUGAACUGAUCAAUAUAUCGUGAUAUUGAUUUAAGGCCGUUUCGCCCAGCCCUGGGGAGGAUGUGUAGGCAGCAUUUCUUCUUGGUUUUAGAUAUGAAAGAAUAUAAAAAAAGAUGAAGUUGUUGUUUUUUUGUCUCUGCAGAUGAACAAGAACUGCUGGUGCAACUUCCUGUUAAAAUGAGGCUGGAUAUCGCUGUGGAUGUCAACUACGCCAUCGUCAGUAAAGUUGCUUUGUUUCAGGUAUGUGGAGAGAAAAAAAACUUUAUUCGAAACAUCAUUUAAAACUAGGAAAAGUCCAAAGACGAUAUUAUGAACAUAUGAACCAGUUUUACCAAAGAUAUAUAACUAUUAUCUAAAAACCAACACUAUCAAAAAUAGACACGGCUCUGUAGUGGAAAUCACUGCCUGGACUUACAUCGUUUGGAACCCAAAUACAAAAACAAUCCAGACAUGCUGAGGACUUUCCUGAGCCUGAGCUCCGAUAAGACAGACCGGAUUAGUGAUCAGUUCUUUUAGAUGUACUGAAUCACAAGAAUCUGUUUGAUAAAGAGAUUUGUUCAAAAGAUUUGUUCACUGAAUCACUGAAUCAUUCAGCGCUUGGUGGGAGGAGCCUGCGACUUCGACCUCCUGAACUGAUACACAGCUGAACGGUUCUGAUUCAGUUCAGUUCAAAGCUUCUGGGACCAAGAGAGGAGAGUGUUUGUCUGUGUUGCUUGAUAGGAUCAGACAGUCACAAAUUUCUAUUCGGGGUUUUACUUGAGGAAGUGAUUCGGUUCAGCACGUUCACUUAAAAGAUUUGGUUCUUUUGAACGAAUCGUUUGCGAACAACACUGGACUGGAUCAGAGUGGAAAACUGUCCUGUAAUUUCAGGGAUAAAUAAAUUCUCUCUCUCUCUCUCUCUCUCCCUCUCUCCCUCUCUCUCUCUCUCUCUCUCUCUCUCUCUCUCUCUCUCUCUCUCUCUCCCUCUCUCCCUCUCUCUCUCUCUCCCUCUCUCUCUCUCUCUCCCUCUCUCUCUCUCUCGGACUCUCAGGGCUGUGACAGACAGAUGGUGUUCGACAUGCUGACCAGACUCAAAUCUGUCGUCUACCUGCCAGGAGACUUUGUCUGCAAAAAGGUGAACACACACACACACACACACACACACACACACACACACACACACACACACACACCUGCCUGAAGAGGGCAACCUGUUCCUGAUCAGUGUGACUGACCCGGUCUGUGUGUGUCUGUCUGUGUCUGUCUGUGUCUGUGAGCCACAGGGGGAGAUCGGCAGGGAGAUGUACAUCAUCAAACAGGGGGAGGUCCAGGUGGUGGGCGGUCCUGACCUGCAGACGGUCUUUGUCACCAUCAGAGCCGGUUCUGUGUUUGGAGAGAUCAGGUCAGUGCUGCUUCCUGUCAUCCUAUUAACCUGUUUCUAAAGGGCAGGUGGUCUCUGAGCGCUGCUGCUGGACUCAUGUUGGACAGGAUGGGGUCGAAGAGGAGUCUCAUUUAUUCUUAGUACAGUCACUCAGCCCCAGAUGUUCGACCUGAUUCCACAGCCGUCUCCUUUACCUCCAUCAAAGUCUGAAAUACUCUGUUUCUGAUGUUGUCGUUCAGUUUGCUCGCGGGGGGCGGAGGAAAUCGACGCACUGCCAAUGUGAAGGCGCACGGGUUUGCUAACCUUUUCAUCCUGGACAAGAAGGACCUCGCAGAGAUCUUGGUCCACUACCCGGAGUCUCAGAAACUUCUCCGCAAGAAGGCAAAGUAAGACAGAUGUCCGUCCUUAACGUGCUUCAGGCUCCUCCUGAAUCCUGAAUGAUGAACUCGACAUCUUUGACUUUUCUGCUCUCAAAAAUCCUAAUGAGCUGAUUUUCUGCUCAGUGCUCUACAUCUAACCGGAUGUUUGUCUAUGUACAGUAUGUCAACACAAAGGCAGCUUUCAUGCGAACAGCAAAAACAAAAAGGUCAAACAGAGCAAACGCCAAAUUUAAGACAGAAAUCAGGAACUGUAGUUUGCCACUUCAUGAACUUUCCGUUUACUUCAGAAGCUGCUCGGUUCUGAUACGACAGUUUUUAAAUACUCGUGUCAACGUGAGGAGAAGAACCCUGAGUAACACCUCUCCACUCUGCGGUCUCACCGUCUUCCUCUGGUCUGAUCUGUCCCUCGUGUCCUGAGCAGGAUUAGACUAAUCUGCAUGGUGCUGACAGGGUCAGACCAGAGGAGCGACGCUCCAGCUGGUCUUCCUGCUCUCAGCUGAUCUCCUCCUCAGUGUGAUCAUGGUGCUGCAGCAGAGCGCAUGGAUAUGUUGUAGUUGUUGGUACGGGACCGCUGAUGUUUUUUGUGUUUUUUUACAGGAGAGGAUUUCUGUGAGCUGCAGAGGUUUGACCAAUCAUUGUGUCUCCUUGUCGGUUCAGGACGAUGCUGACGAAGGAUAUAAAGCAGGAGGAGAAGGGUGGAGGUAAAGAGGCGGUGGCGGUCAUCCCGCCCAGACCGGACACCCCGAAAAUGUUCAAGGCGGCGCUAAAGGUGACGGAGCAGGCGGGCAUAGAGGGGACGUUCGCCAAACUGAAGAAAGCUUACAGAUCAUCAGACGGCACAGCAGAGGUGAGACAGCAGCAGCAGCAGCUCCAGGGCUUCAUGCAGCUCCACUGAUGGCCAGCAGGUGGAGCUCAGAGAGGAUAAAGAUGGAGACACAGACUAAUCAGAGGAUUAAAGACGCCACACCACCGCUGACACAAAAAUCAUAAAUCAAAUCAUCAUUAUUUAUUUUGCAAAGUUGACUUUUUAUCUUUUCUUCUUCUUUGUCAGUUUAACACAAAAAUGAUCAAAUUUUAGUUUUUUUCCUCAAAGAUCAACACUUUUUUUUUACGUCCAGAGUAAAAAUGAGAUUUUUCUUUCAUCUUUGUGUCCCCUCCAGGCUCCCCUCUACCCCUCCCCGGUCCCCCCUCCUUCUCCGAUGCAUCGCCGUUCUCCGGUUCCCCGCCCCAGGGUCCGAGAUGAGGAUGAGACCGUGUCAGAGUCCGCCGACUGCUCGGUGGUCAUCAGGAUGACGCCACAAAAAGCAGGAGAAGAGCUGCUCACUGUGGAGGUGCUGAAGCAGGAGGAGGAGAAGAAGAAGAAGAAGAAGACGGGGGAGGAGUGA
This is a messenger RNA of Xyrichtys novacula (pearly razorfish), 17925 nucleotides long. The record is from the annotation of a GenBank genome assembly. Lineage: Eukaryota; Metazoa; Chordata; Actinopteri; Labriformes; Labridae.